CGGAGAGGCUCACACAGAGGUGGCGAGGCUGUUGUGAGCAGACGCUGGGUCAGAGCCGCUCAGUUGCUUCAGACAAUCACAGGGCAGAAAGAGAGAGAAAGCGAGAGAGAGAGACACAGGAAAAGAGGCAUUCGCAAAGAGAGAGACAGAGCACCACACAGAAAGAAAGGGAGGGAGGUAAAUAUGUGACAGGAUGUGGUUUCCCUUAAGCUUGCAGAACAUACUUUGAGUAUGACCUAAACACACCCAGCGUACAAGUGUGUUUGAGCUCCGUUAGGUGAAAGGAGAAGCGAGGCGAACCGCUGGAGCUGCUGCUGCUGCUGCUGCUGAGCUGACAGACUUGUUUCUCCGCUGCCUGCCUGCCUGCCUGCCUGCCUGCUGGGGGAUUGUGUUUCCCUGCUCCUCGGCAACCUCAGUCAGCUCAUCGGACGGGAUCUGCGCCGGUCCUCCAUCCUCUCAUCAACCUUUAAGUGGAAUGCCAUUUCCUUCACCAAGCCCUGGUCCAUGCAGUGAACUUUUCGACUAGAUUGCAAAACAGGGCCCGUACGCCGACUGACCCCUAGACCGCGACGCCAUGGGCUGUGGGCUGAGGAAGCUGAAGCCGGCUUCGGAGGAGAGCAGUCCGGGCAAGAUCUACUCCACCCUGAAGAGGCCGCAGGUGGAGACCAAGACGGGCGUGGCCUACACCUACCGCUACCUGGACUUCUUGAUCGGGAAAGAUGGUGGAACCUCGACGCUGCACCUCUCAUCCGUGCGACAGCUGCCCGGUCAUCUGCAGGAGCUCUACCAGCAGGGCUUCGUCCUGGCGGCCAUUCAUCCGUUCAUCCACCCCUGCGGACCAGAGUCCAACAGCCUGCAGCACCAGCUCUACAGGGCCAUCCUGGUCCGUCUCAAUGACGGGGUGGAAAGGAGCCCGACGGUGACCCCGCCGCACAAGCUGCAGCUGGAAGAGUGUCUGUCUGCAGGGCAGGUGCCCACGCCGGAGCUCAUCCAGGGAUACGUCAAAAAGCAGAUCCAAGAUGCCGCUGACCAGGGUGUGGUGUUUGUCGGAUUCGUCCAGGAACCUUUUGGGGCCCCGUGCACCCGGAUCAGAGAACCAGAAACCCCUUCCCUGUCCCUGCACUCCAGCCCCAGUUCUGUGCUCGGAUCUCUGAGCAGCUGCAGCCCCUCCAACCCCUCGAGCCCCAGGAACCACGCAGAGCCCCAAGCUCAGGCUGAGACGGUGGGCAAAGAGGGCAACGAGGAAACCUCAAGCCCGAAGAAGCAUCAACCUGAGAACAACGGCGAGAACCACUCGGGUGAUGUUCCUGCCGCAUCUCCGUCGUCGGAAGGGAAUCUGGAGCAGCUGACGGAGGAGGACUCGUCCUGUCACAACAACAACAAGGACGGCGGUGCGGAGACAAAGGAGAGGCCGAGAUACCGGCUGCGGAGAGAUGAUGGGGUGGAGCUGCUGGCCCUGUUUAACCACCCGCCGGUCCGGGAGAGCCAGGCCAAGUACUACACCGUCAAGGUGCCGCUGCGCGUUCAGAACUGCGAGGACGGCAUCAAGGGGGUGGAGGCCAACUGGUUGGAUCACAUGACCCAGCACUUCAACAACGGAGCCUCGCUGGUGGACGGAUACUUCCACCUGGGCAACGUGAACGAUGUGCUUCCCAAGACGGUGGAAAGCGUCUUCAUCUUCCAGGAGGCAAGUGAGGCUGAGCCGAACGUUCCCACACCCACGUACGACGCCAUCGUGGUGGAGCAGUGGACCGUCAUUGAUGGUCUGCAGGUGAAAGCUGAUUAUAUCCCUUUGCUCCAGUCCUUGGCCACCUAUGGAUGGAGACUCACCUGUGUGUUGCCGACUCCAAUGAUCAAGACUAACAGCGACGGCGGUUUGUCCACAAAGCAGGUUGUUUUCCUGCAGAGACCCGUCUUGGGCCGAAGGAGGAGGGAAUCCAAGAAAUCAAUCUUCAAGCCCCGAGGAAAGUCUAACAAAAACUUCAUCAAAGAAUCCGCAAAGAACAAGAAGAAAAAGACAAAAACUGAGAAGGAUGCCGAAGAUCCCAAGAUUUGUGAUGACAGAGAAAAGGUUGAGAAGGAAGAUGAGAAGGAAGAUGAGAAGGGUGUGGCUGACAGCGGGGAGACAGCAAGUGAAAAUAAAGAUGAAGAAGGAGAUGCCGGGUGCGAGGACGAUGGAAAGAUUGAUGAUGGGAUUGAAAUCAGCAUAGAGAAUGUCACAAAGAAAGAUGGAGCCCCAGAGAUGGAAGAUGAAGGAGCAGAAAAGGGCACUGACGGAGGAGAGGAGGAGAAGGCUGCGCCGGUUGUGGAGGGAUCAGAAGAAAACGGACAGUCUUUGGAGAAUGGAGAUGUCAAGGAAGCGACUGAAACCGUGGCGACCGUGGAAACGCAGAGCGAGACCAAAGACGAGGACCCGAAGGGCCCGGAGGGCGUCGCAGAAGCUGAAGGUGUGAUGGAAAACGGAAUAGAGACAGAUGGCAAAACAGAAGAACCGGUGGAGAUGGAGGUUAUCGCCAAGGAGACCGCCGACGAUCCGCAGUGCACAGAUCAGAACCCAGUGGAGGCUUAAGAGUAGCGCCCAGCAGUUUAUGUCAAGGUUUACCCCCCCGCCCCCCCGCCGCUGACACCCCCGUCCUGGGAGCUGGUUCCCAGUG
Molecule: messenger RNA, 2654 nt
Organism: Cololabis saira (Pacific saury)
Lineage: Eukaryota; Metazoa; Chordata; Actinopteri; Beloniformes; Belonidae
Product: raftlin-like
Exons: 10
Coding region: 575-2569 (664 amino acids)
Source: RefSeq, a predicted model, not a curated record